AUGCUGCCUUCCAUGGGCCUCCCCAGCCUGUCCUGGAUGCUGCUGUCCUGCCUGAUGCUCCUGUCUCAGGUCCAAGGUGAAGAUUCCCCAGCAGACAUGCCCUCUGCACGGAUCAGCUGUCCCAAAGGCUCCAUGGCCUAUGCUUCCUACUGCUAUGCCUUGUUUAUAACACCCAAAACCUGGAUGGAUGCAGACGGCUUGGAGCCCAAUGCUGGAGGAUGGGAGUGGAGUAGCUCUGAUGUGCUCAAUUACGUUGCCUGGGAGAGAAACCCCUCCACCAACUCAUACCCUGGCUACUGUGGGAGCCUGUCAAGAAACACAGGAUAUCUGAAAUGGAGAGAUUAUAACUGUUAUGUGAACUUACCCUAUGUCUGCAAGUUCAAGGACUAG
Messenger RNA from Phacochoerus africanus (Common warthog), 390 nucleotides. RefSeq names its product lithostathine-like. The record is from RefSeq and is a predicted model, not a curated record. The transcript has 4 exons. The coding region runs from base 1 to 390 and encodes 129 amino acids. Lineage: Eukaryota; Metazoa; Chordata; Mammalia; Artiodactyla; Suidae.